Sciurus carolinensis (gray squirrel) is the source of this 906-nucleotide messenger RNA. It is a transcript of the gene Tas2r16, whose product is annotated as taste 2 receptor member 16. The transcript has a single exon. The coding region runs from base 1 to 906 and encodes 301 amino acids. The record is from RefSeq and is a predicted model, not a curated record. Gene Ontology annotation, cellular component: membrane. Gene Ontology annotation, biological process: detection of chemical stimulus involved in sensory perception of bitter taste; sensory perception of taste; G protein-coupled receptor signaling pathway. Gene Ontology annotation, molecular function: bitter taste receptor activity; G protein-coupled receptor activity. NCBI's taxonomy places the organism in Eukaryota, Metazoa, Chordata, Mammalia, Rodentia, Sciuridae.
AUGGUACUCAACCAACUGACUGUCUUCUUCAUCAUCAUCUAUGUGCUCGAGUCCGUGACCAUAAUUGCACAAAGCAGCUUCAUGGUUGCAGUGCUGGGCAGAGAGUGGGUACAGGUCAAAAGAUUGCCAUCUGUGGAAAUGAUCCUCACCAGCCUGGGCAUCUGCCAUUUCUGUCUACAGUGGGCAUCAGUGUUGUACAAUUUUGGCUCCUAUUUUAACCCUAAUUAUGUAUUUUGGAACAUAGCAAUUAUCUGGGAGUUCACUAACAUUCUUACAUUCUGGAUAACCAGCUUGCUUGCUGCUUUCUACUGUGUGAAGAUCUCUUCAUUCACCCAUCCCAUCUUCCUCUGGCUGAGGUGGAGAAUUUUGAGAUUGGUUCCCUGGUUGUUGCUGGGUACUCUGAUGAUUUCCUUUGUGACAAUCAUCCCUUCAGCUAUUAGAAUUCACAUCCUGAUGCAAUUAGUCACCAUGGGACAUUUACCCAGAAACAGCACUUUGGUUGGGAGACUUAACAUGUUUGAGCAGUAUUUUUUCAGGCCUCAAACAUUGUAUAUGUUGCUUAUUCCCUUCAUCCUGUUCUUGGCCUCAACAGUCUUACUUAUGGCCUCGUUGAUCCAGCACAGGGAACAGAUGCAACGACACAACUCUGGUCACUGUAACUCGAGCUUGCGAGCUCACUCUGCUGCCCUGAGGUCUCUUGCUACCUUCUUCAUCUUGUUCACCUCUUAUUUUCUGAUCAUAUCAAUCCACCUUAUAAGUGAAGUAUUUGAUAAGAGAUCUUGGUACUGGCUCUGGGAAGCCAUCAUCUAUGCUAUAGUUUCUAUUCAUUCCACUUCACUGAUAUUGAGCAGCCCUACACUGAAAAAGAUCCUAAAGAUGAAGCCCUGGGACCCAGAAGCUGCCUGA